Molecule: messenger RNA, 4653 nt
Organism: Dermochelys coriacea (leatherback sea turtle)
Lineage: Eukaryota; Metazoa; Chordata; Testudines; Dermochelyidae
Gene: KLRG1
Product: killer cell lectin like receptor G1
Exons: 5
Coding region: 1476-2030 (184 amino acids)
Source: RefSeq, a predicted model, not a curated record
GCUGACGUGAUCAUUUUAAUGUUACUGAGGUUUGAAUUGUAUUAAUGAGUGUUAAGGCACCAGGGGACUUGGAUAAGCAUCUUUAUAGUUAUUUGUAAAUUUAACUAAAUAAAUACCAACUAUUAUAUCUACACUAAUGGCUCACAGAUAUACCUCUCCACUGUUUCCUGUCCUAGCUAAAAUCUAGGCCUGUCUGACAUCUUCUCAUGGACUUUCAGCCAUCAGCUGAAGCUCAACAUGGCCAAAACAAAGCUCUUAAUCUUUUUCCUCAAGCCUCGAUCCUCCCUUUUUCACUCACAAUGGAUUAUGCCACCCAUCCUCUUUAUCACUCAGGCCUGUAACUGGGUGUCACCUUUGACUCGGUCCCCUGUCUAAAUCAGCGGUUCUCAACCCGCAGGCUGCAUGCGGCCCAAUUAGGACACAGCUGCGGCCCAGUUCAGCUGUGUGCUAAAGGCCACGGGCUCCCAUCUGCCGUGCUGCGUGGUGGGCUGUUGGCUGCCACUGGCCCCACAGGGUGGCGCUCGGGGUCCGAACAGCCGGCUGCCACCUAGCCCCCCACACAGCAUAUGUGGCCCAUAAUGGUAAAUAGGUUGAGAACCACUGGUCUAGAUACUAGCAUCCAAUUUGUAUCUACUGCUUGCUGAUUCUUCCUGAAUAAUGUCUUUAAGAUCCACUGUCUAGAUAAACUUCACCUUAUCUCGUGUCUCAACUACAAGUUCCUCCUCUCUGGUCUUGAGAAACCACUUUUUGUUCCACUUAAGUUCAUUAGAGCACUGCUGCAAAAGUCAUUUACUCAUUUUGUCGCUUUGACCAUUUCCUCCUCCUCUGCAUCCUUCCAUUCUCUUUCCCCAUCUCUACUGCAUCAAACACUGUGUCUUCCCUUUAAAAGGCCUUCAUGAAUAAGCUUCACUCUUAUCUGUCAUCUCAUAUACACUUUUGAGAUGUGACUGUUGCCUCUAGUUUGCCAGUGAUUCCAGCUUUCAGUGCCCAUUUGCUGAAAUUGUGAAUUUUCCAAGAACACCUUUGCACUUUCGUCCACGCUAGCCCUUAUGCCUGGAAAGAGCUCUCUGUAAAAGUCUGCAAAGCUGCCACCUUGUCCUCAGAUUUCCUCUUAAAACUCAUCUUGGCUGUGUUGCCUCCAAAGUGCUUGGCAAUGAUUCAGCAGUUGGUCUACUGGUGACUGCUGCUUAUUACACCGAUCAUAAUAAUCUGUUUCCUGGUGCUCCCUCUGUUUUGUAUCAGUGUAUUGGCUCUUGCCUCCAUUUAAGCUACCCCUUCCUUGAAUUAAUUUGUUUCACACAACUAGAGGAGGAGGCUGCCAGUUUGCAUGUAUCGUUUUUUUUAAAUGCAGCCUCAGGUUUCCUGUUUUGCCUUAUUCUGAGCUCUUUCGUGCAACAGCCUGAUUCAAACUCCUUGCCAUACAUACUCCUCAUCUUGGCUUCGAGGUAAGCAGGGCAGAAGCCUCUGUGGCUGAAAUGAAUGAAGAAAUAAUCUAUACUUCUGUACGGUUUUUACGGACACCGCCAGUCUGUGCCAACGACGUUGUGACAAAGAGAGCUCCCCGGCGCUGGUCAUCUGGUCUGUGCAGCUUGGCUGUAGGUGUUGGGAUACUGAGCACCCUCAUGGUGAUUGCAGUGGUAGUAUGGGCGGUUUGGAGGAUUGAUAGCUCCUGUCCUGGAUGCCCUGACCAGUGGUUGGGUUACAGGAGCAGCUGUUAUUACUUCUCCAAGAUAAAAAAGGAUUGGAAUUCCAGCAAGGCAUCCUGUUCUGCAGAAGGAUCACAUCUCCUGAUGAUCAAUGAUGCCAAGAAAAUGGACCUGUUUUUGGGAAUGCACAUAGAUUCCCACUGGAUUGGUCUGAGGAAGAGUAAAGGCACUGGCUGGACCUGGGAAGAUGGCUCAAAACUCAACAAUACAAAGGUCAUCUCUAACAGCCCCGUGCAGCACUGUGGCGUCCUGUUGCAGGGUACCCUCCAAGCCUCCAGCUGUGCAGUUCAUUGCCCAUGGAUCUGUGAGAAAUCCCCCAAGUAACCUCUUCCUGCACUUUCCCACAAAAUAGUCUUCACUCACACCCAGCCAAUGUAUCCGGACCGUAGCAGCGCAUCCAGACAUGCCUAAUCCUUGUUCCCAUUGGGACCAGGCUGGUGAUGCUCCUAGGAGGUUUGUGUCACCAUUGCCUUCUGUUGAAAUGAGUCAGAAUUGCACAGCUAUGUAGGAGACUGAAAUCUGAUUCAUGGACUCUCAGUUCCCUGAGGCUGGAGCUCUAAGGGCGCGUUCUGUGCAGAAAACCUAGAUCCAUUUUCAGUCCUCAUCUUUCAGGGCUGGGAGCAUUGCAGAGGCCUGCUGACAUUAUCUUUGUUUCCAUGGAAAGUUUUGAAUAUGAUUCCCAGUCUGUUUUUCUCACUCUUCCGCAGUGUGGAGGUCAUUAGUGUGACAGAGGCUGGGCCCAGUGACCCCUUAGGGUUACACUUCUGUGUUGCUGAGCAAAUGACAGACUUUAUUUUCAGUCCACAUUUCUCAUUUCUUUGGCACCAGGAAGCUGCAAAAGCUGGGCCUUCUGCCCCUACUGAAUUAUUCUCUACUUGCUCUACAGUAAACUAGUUUCUUUUGCGUUCCCAAAAUCUGUGUCUCAUUUGUGCCCAAGACCAGGAGUGCUGUGAAAGGAACAGAGGAAGGUGAAAUGAGAAUGUGUCAACCCAGAAAUAAAAGUAAACUUCUAAUUCCAAUAGCUGAGACGAUGCGUCAGGGGGGCAUGCAGGAUCAAGUGCCCCUCUAGCAGCUGCCCGGGAGGGGAGCGGGGCAGGGCCAGAGCUGUAGCAGAAGGUGCUGGACUAGAGCCUUUUCCGGUCACGCUGGGAUGUGCCCAGUGCAGCACAGCAGCUCCUGGAAGAGUGCCUAGUGCAGCGGUGUCGGGCUGCUCCCCACCCAGGCUUGGCUUCCGGGGACAGCAGCCGAGUGAGCUGGAGCACCCCAGCCCUCGGCAUAUUCGACCACUGUCUCCAGAAGUCAAGCACGGGGAAGAAAGCGGGCAGCGCGGGGGCCCCAGGCUGGGGGAGGGGAGGAAAAACUUGGGUCGGUCACAUGUCCUUCCCUUUAGCUUGUGCCCCCUAGUGUGGGGAGGCACCAAUCUAUGUCCAAUAGUGAACCAGCUAGUCUGUGUUUGUAUCACCACUGUCCUCUUUUGGAGCAAAUCAGAACUGUUCAGCAAUGUAUGAGAUUUGGAAGGAUUUGACUUUUAUGGUAAACGUUGGUAAACGCUGAUUUCACUGUACACACAAACUGAUGAAAAAAUAUUUCCAUUUAAAUUUACAGAGAGGCAAAGUAAGAUAAAUGCUGCUUGAGAACUUAUUAGAGUUUGAUUCACGGUUAUUUACUUUGUGUAUUUUGACUUGUGAUGUUGACAGUUUUGUGUUUUAAUGGUUAUACAGCUUUAACUUUUUGAAUUUCAACAUUUACUGUCAUUAAAUAUUGCCUGACUCCUCCAUAAUUUGCCACAACUAUAACAUUUAAAUAGAUAAAAGUCUAAAAUGAUAUUUAACAUCGAUAUUAGCCAUUGAAAUUGUAAAAGAAUAAGAAUCAAAUUCUGCCAGGCCUAAUUACAGGCCUCCUUUAGGCCUGAACCACUCAAGCUAUACUUCUGGGAUAGUUAUUUAAUAAUCGCAUGUAUUAUGGUAGUGCUUUGGGACCAACUACGAAUGGGCCACCAUUAUACUCACCGCUGGGACAAACAGAGUAAUAGAUGGUCUCGGCCCUGAUGAGCUUACAGUCCAAGUGGGCAAGACAGAAACAAGGCAGAGAAGGAAUAGAACACACAAGCAGAGCGAGCAGUAGGGUGGCAGCAAAUGGCAUGGUAGUGCCAUGAUUUUUUUUUUGAGUGGUGUGGGGUGUUACUUGGGACGGGAUCACUUACAUGGAAAGAGAAGGGGGGGACAUGGCAGCAUUCAAGUAUUUCUGGAACACUGUAGAACAGCAUUACUGAUGCGCACAACAUGGAGGAAGGGUGCAGGAGGGGGCGCUCCACCCCCCUUGGCUGGCUCUGAGCAGAGACUCAGCAGCAGCUGUAAUUUCCCCUCUUGGCCAUGCCCAAGACAGCAUAGCAGGGUGGCCCUCCGGCGGGAGACCCAUCACUUGCACAGGAGGUAAUGCAGUGGGGACCUGGGCUUGGCACGUCCUAUUCUAGUAUUUGCCUAGUGAAGGGACAUGCUGCGUUUGGGCACCCAGGCCAGGGCGAGGCACAGCCUGGGGAGCAUGGGGGAGGUACCAUGCAGUUCCCUGGGCCCUCAGUGCCUCUGCUUCCCAACGUUCAGGCUGCAGUCCUUCUCCCCUCUGCUGCCUCGCCUGGAGCAGGGAACUUGGGGAAGUGCCAAGGCCUCCUCCCACCCCCCACAGUGCCAGAACACUGGCAGGGGCUCCCCUGUUGCGUGGGUAUGCAAGUGCCCUUCCCCAUUACCUCCUCUGCUGCUGUCUGGGUGUGGCCGGGAGGGAGGUGGUGGUUGCUGGGUUUGUUCUCAGAGCCAGCCAGAGGAGGAGAGGCCUGGGCCCCACUUUGUUGCACCCUAUCCCUCCCUCCCCUAUGGUCAGGGCCGCUGGCACCCCCUUCUUCCUCCCAAGAUGUGGGGUGGAGCUGUUAUGCUCCUGUACCAGAUGUUGGCUG